This is a messenger RNA of Lutzomyia longipalpis, 1437 nucleotides long. RefSeq lists its product as uncharacterized. The transcript is spliced from 6 exons. Lineage: Eukaryota; Metazoa; Arthropoda; Insecta; Diptera; Psychodidae. The record is from RefSeq and is a predicted model, not a curated record. The coding region runs from base 165 to 1325 and encodes 386 amino acids.
AAUUCAAAGGGAAUUUUCCCGCGCGGGAAAAUCAUAGUAGGCGUACCAAGUGACAAAAGUGCUCUGAAAAAAGUCGAUGUCCGUCGUUUUAGUGGAGUUUUCCCGUGGAUUUUUUGUGAAAAUAGGUAAAAUAUUCGCAAGAGAAAUUCUUUAAGUGCGUAAGCAUGGCAUCCAUGAAGCCUGAGAAGCCCGAUGAAGAGUUCCACGGCGCGGGAACUUCGAGCCAAACCACCCGCAACAGGGGUCCCUUUUCGGCGGCUGCAAAAGUCUUCUCCAAGUCCAAAUUUAACGUUGCUGCAUCCCCAUUUGUCAUGAAUUCCACCAAGAAUGAGCCCAAUAUGCGCAUCGAGAUGUCCCCAAGGAGAUCCUCAAUGUACGCACAAAUGCCCCCAAGAGUCCCCUAUGCAACAUCUACGCCCGUUGCGCCACAAUUCCGAAGCAUCUUAGGGCGCGAUCCGAGGGCACACCACGGGCACGCUGUGGGCCCCAACUUGAUGGAUGAAAGCAUCAUGUGUUGCUUCCCACCACCACCGCCUUCUUUGAUUCGCAGCUGGGAUUUCAAUUCACCGAGAUCUUUUGGUGCUCAUUGCCAACCCGAUGGUACUAUCUUGAUUCGUCUCCGUGAAGGUGUUAGCAUUGAGAUGACUUUGGAUAGGGCUGUGAGGGUUAUCAAUAGUCACAGCAAAGUGGCCGUAGCGCUCUCCAACACGGGCAACUCCUCAGCCUUGAUUCAUCCAAAUGGACGUGUCUAUCAGUAUGGAUCAAAGGUAGAGAUUAUAACUUAUGAUGGAAUGAGAAAGAACAAUUUUGUGCGCUAUGCCAAAAUGUGGCAGAAAGGUGUGAGCUUCACGAGCCAACAUUGUGCUCUUGUCUAUUUGGUGGAUACUGCCGGAACGCGAACCACCACGGAUAGCUUCACAGAUAUGUCGCAGGAUUUGACAAAGGCUCUUUUCUAUCGUGAAACCCGCUACGGAGAAGAGUUUGUGGAUGAUGUACUACAGGUCCUCAGGGCUGCUUCAUGGUGGUCCAAUGAGGAUGGUAGUGACCUUUUCGACGUCAAUGGUUUCAGAAUCACCCAAACACCAGAUGGACUUGUGAGAAUCACAAAUUCCAAUAACAAAAGUCUGAUUCGUACAAGUCCUGGAAAUGGAUCUGCCACUUUAACCACCAACUUCAUGCAUUGCACCGCAUCCAUGGGUCAAACAUCGCAUCUGUUUGUUAGACGCGGAGAGCUUCGUAUGCAUUUCGAUGGUAGUCAAUUUGUGGUACGCAACGCAGGACAUUCUGCUGGAUUUGAUGACAACAAUCGCCUAAAGGUUUAUUAAUCAUCUCUAAUCUCAUUGUUAUUCUAACAAUUAGUUUCAUUACUCACCAUGAAGUACCCUCCAUACACAACAUUAUUUUCAUUUAUGUAAAAUUAUGAAAUCUCUCUCAAAA